AGAGAUUCACGGUGGAUUUGAGAACGCAAGAUCGCGAGGGCCUAUCAAAUAUGUCCUCUUCCUCGCAGGCGUCUUCCAGGCGGCAAUGGUGCUACCUUUGCGACCUGCCAAAGAUGCCGUGGGCCAUGAUUUGGGACUUCAGCGAGGCCGUGUGCAGAGGCUGCGUGAACUACGAGGGCGCGGACAGAAUAGAGCUGCUCAUCGACGCGGCGCGGCAGCUCAAGCGAACACAUGUGAUGCAGGACGGCAGAUCUCCGGGUCCGCAGCCCGGCGGUAAACACGGUCCCGCUGGUAAGGAGGGUCCUAUGGAGACCGGCAGACCGCCUUCCGAGCGAUAUGAACGGGGAAGGGGAGAAUACAUGUCUGCCAGGCUGCCCAACGGGCUGCCCAGACUGGAAGAUGGAGGUCCGCCUGAGGUUAGUAGACAGAGUCCUACCGCCAGGAGGACUUUAGUGGGGGCUGUGCCACCCAAUUUAAUGGCGCAAGGGCUUGUCGGAGCCCCUCAUGGCCUGCUGACUGCCAUGCCUGGUCUGAAUGCCCGAGCUGGCGGCGCCCCCUUGACCAUUUCUGCCCCCAUGUUAAACGAGCUCAGCAAAAGACAGGCCAUGGGGAUGAACGUGGGCGUGGCGUCUUUCAUGAUCCCGGAAUUCGAAAAGGAGCUCAAGGAGAAGCAGAGGAAUGCUGAAGCCCUCGCCGAGCUUUCCGAAAGCAUCCGGAACCGCGCAGAAGAAAGAGAUUCACGGUGGAUUUGA
Messenger RNA from Sinocyclocheilus anshuiensis, 752 nucleotides. RefSeq names its product interferon regulatory factor 2-binding protein 1-like. The transcript has a single exon. Gene Ontology annotation, molecular function: transcription corepressor activity. The record is from RefSeq and is a predicted model, not a curated record. Gene Ontology annotation, biological process: regulation of transcription by RNA polymerase II. Lineage: Eukaryota; Metazoa; Chordata; Actinopteri; Cypriniformes; Cyprinidae. Gene Ontology annotation, cellular component: nucleus. The coding region runs from base 51 to 752 and encodes 233 amino acids.